Messenger RNA from Mya arenaria, 2223 nucleotides. RefSeq names its product dehydrogenase/reductase SDR family member 1-like. Bases 119 to 1108 code for a protein of 329 amino acids. The record is from RefSeq and is a predicted model, not a curated record. The transcript has a single exon. NCBI's taxonomy places the organism in Eukaryota, Metazoa, Mollusca, Bivalvia, Myida, Myidae.
ACGACUUUUACAUUCAGGGCAUUCUCCUUCCUUUAUCUUUAAUAUUAUAAACACUGGAAUAAAACGCGUGCAGUGUCUAGUUUUUCGUGACAGAAAAAAAAACGCUGAGUACUCCGACAUGGCUCCACUUGACGACAAGAUAUGCAUUGUUACUGGUGCUACUCGUGGAAUCGGUAAAGGGAUCGCCCUUCAACUUGCGGAAAAGGGGGCAAAGGUCUACAUUACCGGAAGGACGCUGGAACCCCCGAAAGACUCGACUAUCGGCGGCUCGUUACGUGACACUGCACGUGAGAUUGAGGCUCGUGGCGGCACGUGCAUUCCGGUACAGUGUGAUCAUUCUAACGACAAGGAUGUCGAGCAGUUGUUUGAGACGGUUAAAAGUGAAAACGAUGGACGCUUGGACAUUGUUGUAAAUAACGCGUUUUCUGCUGGCAACGCGAUAUUUCAUGCGUUAGGUAAACCUUUUUACGAACAGCCAACGUCGAUGUGGGAUACUGUUAACAACGUCGGCCUACGGAAUCAUUAUAUUUGUUCUGUGCUCGCUUCCCGGCUAAUGGUUCCAAGAAAGCAAGGACUGAUCGUGAAUAUCUCUUCCGUCGGCGGCUUACUAUACCUUUUCAACACCGCUUAUGGAAUAGGCAAGGAGGCGUGCGAUCGCAUGGCGGCUGACUGUGGCUUUGAACUGCGUGGGCAAAACGUCGCGUUUGUGAGUCUUUGGCCGGGUGCCGUAGGCACCGAGUUCGUUCUAAAUAAAUAUGGAGACGAAGCGGCCGAUAAAAUAGACCCUAACAAAGAUCCCGCAGUGAUCCCAGAUAGAAAGAAAUGGUUAGACAUAUUCCAAAAGGGCGAGACUCCGGAGUUUGCUGGACAAUGUAUUGCAGCCCUCGCCAUUGACCCUGACUUAAUGGCGAUGACAGGAAAAAUACUGACGACGUUUGACCUUAAACAGAGAUACGGGCUUCAGGACGCCCCCGGCCAUGCUCCAACGGACGUUCGCUCGAUGAAGUGGGGGCUACAACAGGGUGGACACACAUGGAUUUCGGCGCUGACUCCAGGAUUUGUGCGCGUCCCAAAAUGGCUGCUCUCUCUUGGUGGGAGUAAAUUCUGAGGUUCAAGGACAAAUGGCAGUUAUACUCAUCAUAGCCGAAUAAAUGUUACCAUUAAUAACCGUUAUAUAACUAUCGUUAUAUGUUAUCAAAUGUUACCGUUUUUGAUGAUGUUUUUAUGAAAAAAUGAGAUCUUAUGGCUAUAAAUACCUUGUUACAAUCGCUACAUGUUAAUAUUGUACAUACAUGUACAUACGUAUUUAUGCACAGUCAUGUUUAUUUCAUUUGUAGAUGUCUUCACAUUCACAUUUCACAUUGAAGAUGUAAUACAACGUACUUUUGAUAAUGGCAAGAUAGCAUUGGAAGUAAAUGAAUAGAGACCAACUGCUCAGGCAGGAAAAGCACCAUUUUGCCGAACAAAAUUAUACCGAAUAUUCCCUUUUAAAUGAGCGUUUGUCUGUUGCAUUUUGCUUAUUAGAAUAGAUUCAAAAGAAUAUCAAACAGGUUAAAAUAAAGAGUCUCUUUUUUAUUUGGUGCAUAAAUUCAUAUAAUGCAGUUACUGUAAAACAAAUUUUGACUGUAUCGUUUUAACGUGCAUUUCGAGUUUUAAGUUCUAAUAAUGUACUUGUACUACUGCUGCACCUAAAGCAAUCUAUGCAGUCGACGCUGCUGCCGCUUCCUCUUCAACCAUCAAUCCAUCAAUACUACUACUACUAUUCUUGCAUACCGGACGUGUGUUUGCGGUCAUGUGACCGGUGCUGGAAAAACUCAUCUUACACCACCCAUGUAAGAUGAGUCACGCGCAACAACGCGCCACUACUUAUUUCUUUUAUUGUAGGGGUUAUGACAAGUAUAUUAUGCAAUUUCAAUAAAGCGGAUUCAAAAAUAUAAGUUUACAUUACUUAAUAAUUAAAAUUGAAAAUAAAUCAUCGUUAACCCUUUCACUGCCAACGCUGGAAGUACUAAAUGACGUCGACUGUGCCAAAGGUGUAAUUUAGCGCAUUUCAAGAACGUCGCUAAUAAGGAAAUAAACAUAUCAGUAUGACAUAUGCUUAAAGUAAUCGAUCAAUAGUUUUCGUUUCUCUUAAGCGAUUGUAACCAUCGUGGUUUUAAAUAAAAGGUAGAGGUUUGCCCUUUUUUAAUUGAAUGAAAGACAAACUUAUGUAGUACCGGUUUA